UUUAGGAGGUGAAAUGCAAAAGUUGAAAAAAUAAGACAAUCAAUCAACUAAUUCAAGUUUAAGUAUAGGAUGUCAUUUGGCUUUUAAUUGAACAAUCAAAAAAUACAGAGCAUUUUAUUUAUUGAGAAAGUCUUUACUUUUUUUUUUUAUUAAUAAUGGCAUUUUUUAAUUGGCUCUUUUUUCAGUAAUUUUACGCAUGCGUAAAAAUACUGCAGACAAACUAUCUUGAAGGCACUGUGCAUUUGGUGAAAGAUAAAAACAUUUAACAACUUCUCUCCAAUAUUCACGCCUUGCUUUUUUCUUGUUUCCUUCAGUGCAGCAGGGCGCACGGUGCCGUUAAUCCACGGGAUUAGGUAAAGCUUGGGCCGCAUUGGAAUAACACGUACAAAAUACCAUGGCAACGACCGGAGCGGGUGAGAAAAAAAGCGUGAAUGGGUCAUUUUGGUUUUCAAUGGCUUCUUUUCCUGAUCUGUAUCCAGUUCGCGUUCAGUGUCAGCGCGCGCUCAGCUCCUACUAAUGCGAAUGCGCCGUCCGUGCGCGCGUCAUGAGACUGGACGGUUAUUUAUAGGCUCUGAGGGGGAAUAGCGGUGCGAGGGAUUCCUCUGAAGGGCUGCUUGGCUUUGUCAAGGACCUGGACAUCAGGGAGGAGAUGAGGAGGGGGUGAGGGAGGGGGCAGCACUGCGCACAAAUAGCCUAACCAAAAUAGGACCGAUGCGCCGACAGGGAGCUAAAUUGAGGGGGGCGUUUGGGAGGGAGAGGACACAAAAGCGCAAUCCAUCCAUGGAAGGAGUUUAAAGGGAUCGUGAUGUCUCAAACCACCAAAGAGAUCUACACGCAUGAUUUCUGUGAUGGGGAGCACGCGGCUCACAUUUUGGAUGCGCUCAGGCAUUUCUACGCGCGCGGCUUGUUCACUGACGUGACCUUGCAGUGUGAUGAAUCCGGAGAGGUGUUUCCCUGCCACCGAGCCCUUCUGGCAGCGCGCAGCUCCUAUUUUAAAGUCAUGUUUACAGCUGACAUGAAGGAACGAUCCAACAGCUUGAUCAAGCUGACCGGAGUGGACGGCGGAGUUCUGCGCGCUCUGCUGGAUUAUGUCUACACCGCGCAGGUGCGCAUCACUGAGAGGAACGUGCAGGGCUUGCUGGAGGCUGCAGACCUCCUUCAGUUCACCUCUGUCAAACAAGCCUGUGAGGACUUCCUUGUUCGCCUCCUGGACGUGGACAACUGUCUGGGCAUGCACACGUUCGCUGAGCUGCACCUGUGCACUAAACUGGAGAGGGAGGCCCGCAGACUGAUGCUGAGCAGAUUCACGGAGCUCACUGAUCAAGAGGAGUUCCUGGAUUUGGACUUUGAGAGAGUGAGGUCAGUGCUUUCUGCUCAGAGCAUCACUACACAGAGAGAUGAAGAUCUCAUAGAUGCUAUUGUGAAGUGGGUCACUCAUGGGUUGGAUGAGCGCAUCCCUUAUGUGUCAGAGCUCCUGCACUGCAUUGACCUGGAUCUGGAUGAGAUUUAUUUCCGAUCUUCAUUGGAAGUGCACAGACAGUAUCUGUCAAAAGAUGAUGGGAAGCUGAGGUCUGUCAUCUUUCAGGCUCUGAGAUCCAAUGACAAAGACAUCCCCACCAGAGGAAAAGUAUCCUCCAGCGUGUACAUCAUCGGAGGAUACUACUGGCACCCUCUUUGUGAGGUUCACAUCUGGGAUCCCAUCAGCAACACUUGGGUGCAAGGCAAAGACAUUCCUGACCACGACAGAGAAAGCUACAGUGUCACCUUGCUUGGGGGAAACAUUUAUGUGACUGGCGGCUACCAGACAAAUACAGUGGAGGCCCUGGACAGAGUUUCUAUCUAUAACUGUGAUUCUGAUGAAUGGACCGAUGGUUGCCCCAUGAUCACAGCCAGGUACUAUCACUCCUCUGUAGCUCUGCGGGGCUGUAUUUAUGUCUUGGGAGGAUACAGAGCGGGAGCUCCGGAGCGAGAGACAGAAUUUUACGAUCCUUUAAAAAAGAAAUGGUUUUCUGUCUCCAAAAUGAUCCAAGGUGUAGGAAAUGCUUCUGCUUGCACAGUAGCAGAAAAAAUCUAUGUGACUGGAGGCCACUAUGGAUACAGAGGAAGCUGCACGUAUGAGAACAUCCAGAUGUACAACCCUGAUGUUAACGAAUGGAGUAUCAUUACAAUAAGUCCUCAUCCUGAGCAUGGACUGUGUUCGGUGUCCCUGAACAACAAGCUGUAUUUAGUGGGUGGGCAGACGGCCGUCGCGGACUGCUACGACACAGAGAAAGAUGAAUGGAGACCCGUGUCUAUGAUGAACGAGAGGAGAAUGGAGUGUGGAGCUGUGGUCAUAAAUGGAUGCAUAUAUGUGACAGGAGGAUAUUCCUACUCCAAAGGGACGUACCUGCAAAGCAUAGAAAAAUACGACCCUGACUUGGACUCAUGGAAGAUUGUGGGUUCUCUUCCCAGCCCGACUAGAUCUCAUGGAUGUGUUUGCAUCCUUGGUGUUCGCUGACAAAGAUUAAGUAUUUAAUAAUGAUGUGAUAAACUGAUUAAUUUGCUGUGCAAUAUUUGUAGGGAUAUUUUUAUACUCUUACACAGAAAUACCUUUUCUUUUUCUCAGGAAGUAUUUAAAUAUCAAGCUAAUGUGUUUUUAUAAGACUCACUGACCUCUUGAAUAACACUAUUGUUAAUUCUGAAAUCCUAUGAAGUCCAUAUUAAAAUAUUGAAUAUAAUAUUAUGUUUCACAGUUUAUUAAAGACUUUCAUAAAACCAA
Oryzias melastigma (Indian medaka) is the source of this 2758-nucleotide messenger RNA. RefSeq names its product kelch-like family member 23 (gene klhl23). The transcript has 4 exons. Lineage: Eukaryota; Metazoa; Chordata; Actinopteri; Beloniformes; Adrianichthyidae. Gene Ontology annotation, molecular function: protein binding. The record is from RefSeq and is a predicted model, not a curated record. The coding region runs from base 806 to 2497 and encodes 563 amino acids.